AUGCAAGAUUCCGUUCUAGCAAUAUUACAAGAUUCAUUGGAAGUAGUAGAGCUUGUAAGUGCAGUGGUGGAAGAUCCAGUGGCAGUGGUGGAAGAUGUAGUGGCAGUGGCGGAAGAUGUAGUGGCAGUGGUGGAAGAUCCAGUGGCAGUGGCGGAAGAUCCAGUGGCAGUGGUGGAAGAUGUAGUGGCAGUGGUGGAGGAUGUAGUUGCAGUGGUGGAAGAUCCCUUGGCAGUGGCGGAAGAUCCAGUGGCAGUGGUGGAAGAUGUAGUGGCAGUGGCGGAAGAUCCAGUGGCAGUGGUGGAAGAUGUAGUGGCAGUGGCGGAAGAUCCAGUGGCAGUGGCGGAAGAUCCAGUGGCAGUGGUGGAAGAUCCAGUGGCAGUGGCGGAAGAUCCAGUGGCAGUGGUGGAAGAUCCAGUGGCAGUAGUGGAAGAUCAAGUGGCAGUGGUGGAAGAUCAAGUGGCAGUGGUGGAAGAUCCAGUGGCAGUGGUGGAAGAUGUAGUGGCAGUGGCGGAAGAUGUAGUGGCAGUGGCGGAAGAUGUAGUGGCAGUGGCGGAAGAUCCAGUGGCAGCGGCGGAAGAUGUAGUGGCAGUGGCGGAAGAUGUAGUGGCAGUGGUGGAAGAUGUAGUGGCAGUGGCGGAAGAUCCAGUGGCAGUGGCGGAAGAUGUAGUGGCAGUGGUGGAAGAUGUAGUGGCAGUGGCGGAAGAUGUAGUGGCAGUGGCGGAAGAUGUAGUGGCAGUGGCGGAAGAUGUAGUGGCAGUGGCGGAAGAUGUAGUGGCAGUGGCGGAAGAUGUUCUGGUGUUAUGA
Messenger RNA from Haliotis rufescens (red abalone), 804 nucleotides. RefSeq lists its product as uncharacterized. NCBI's taxonomy places the organism in Eukaryota, Metazoa, Mollusca, Gastropoda, Lepetellida, Haliotidae. The transcript has a single exon. The coding region runs from base 1 to 804 and encodes 267 amino acids. The record is from RefSeq and is a predicted model, not a curated record.